Argentina anserina (silverweed cinquefoil) is the source of this 1712-nucleotide messenger RNA. RefSeq lists its product as uncharacterized. Lineage: Eukaryota; Viridiplantae; Streptophyta; Magnoliopsida; Rosales; Rosaceae. Bases 164 to 1588 code for a protein of 474 amino acids. The transcript has a single exon. The record is from RefSeq and is a predicted model, not a curated record.
UUUGGUUCCCAAUGCCCAUUUCAAUCCCAAAAGAUUUCAACUUGAGCUAUUCUGUUUGGCGCUCUCCAAUCUACUCUGCAACUCCCUCAUUCAGAUUCCCAACUACUCUGUCGCACCCAAAGAACCAAGACCCUCCCACCAAACCAAACCCAACACGAUCAUCAUGCCUGUCUCUAUUGAACCCCCUAAACUUUUCACUCCCCUCUUUUUCUUCCCCACCCAACUCCGAGACUUGAAAAGAUCAGCACUUUGUGUUCCUUACAACUUACCCAGUUCUCUUCUUGCUCUGUUUCUCAUUCUCCUUUUGGUCUACAACAGCUUCCGUAUCUUCUGCAUCACUCUCCCUUUUCCCGCCAAACCCCCGCCGGAGCCCGCCUUUUUCUCGCCGCCAAAUAUCGCCGGGUACUCCUUAUUUCGGGCCCCUCCGUUUCGUUCUUCUUCACCAUCAACGAAGCUUCAUUCCUCUUCUGUCAUGUAUGUUGUGAAGGAGAACGCACCCAUGUUCCUGAAGAGCUCUAGCCAUUUGGCCUCUCUGCAAAACCCAACAAGCUCAUUCAUUCCCUUCUCGAAAUUCAAGUCUCAGAGGCCAAGAAAGUUCGGAAAACACAAGCGCAAGCAUAAAGCCGGACCAGUUGAGAUGAAGCUGCCUCUGUUUCGGAGUCAGUUCCCAACAAGAAUGAAAGUGUUCUUCAGUGGAAACUCUUCUGGUUCUCCUUGCAAAACCAGGUUUUUCAUGACGUGGAUUUCAUCAAAGACUCUUGGAAACAGGGAAUUGUUGGCUAUGGAGAGUGUGUUCAAAUCCCACCCGAAUGCUUGUUUGGUCAUAGUCUCGAAGUCCUUGGAUUCGGACAAGGGACUUCAAGUCCUAAAGCCGUUUUCGGAUUCGGGUUUUCGAGUAAUGGCAAUUGCUCCUGAUUUUGAUUACUUGUUCCACAAUACUCCAGCUGAGGCUUGGUUUUUGGGGUUGAGGAAAGGCAGUGUGAGACCUGGUGGAGUCUCAAUUGGACAGAACCUCUCCAAUGUGCUUAGGCUUGCUUUGUUGUACAAGUAUGGUGGGAUUUACUUGGAUACUGACGUUAUAGUUUUGAGAAGUUUGUCAAAGAUGAAAAAUGUGAUUGGGGCUCAGACACUUGAUCUCCAAACAGGUCAUUGGAGCCGAUUGAACAAUGCCGUGUUGGUUUUCGACAAGAAUCAUCCAUUGCUCUUCAAGUUCAUUCAGGAAUUUGCCCUGACUUUUGAUGGUAACAAAUGGGGUCACAAUGGACCUUACUUGGUUUCAAGGGUGGUUUCAAGGAUCAAUGAAACACCAAACCCUGGUUUCAACUUUACUGUGCUAACUCCCUCAGCAUUUUACCCGGUGAAUUGGAGUCGAAUUCGGAGUAUUUUUGGUGGUCCGAAAGAUGAAGUUCACUCGAAAUGGCUGCUUACAAAGUUGGAGCACAUUCGUUCUCGUAGCUUCGCAUUGCACUUGUGGAAUAGUCAGAGUAGAAGAUUGAAGGUUCAGAAGGGCAGCAUUAUUGAUCACAUAAUGUCAGAUUUUACCAUCUGUUACAAUUCUUCUUCUGCAGUUUCAAGUUUGUCAUUAUAGAAGAAGGUUCACGUACACUUGUGUAGUCACUUGUCUUAAGUAAUGUUUUUAAUGGUUGUUCUUGUAUAUGGAUACAGUAGUGAUGAUUGAGAAAGGAAUAAGAGCAGAUAAGAUUUCAUUUUCA